UGAGACCUCCUGUCUCAGAGGAUAUCAGAGAGGAACCUCCUACUUCAAAAGAUUAACCUCCCUGUUCGACUUGUCCUGGGUUUGUGCUCUGUCUCCAGUAAAAUGUUGAAGCUGAGCCGUUAUCUGCGACCCGCUGCGGUCCUACUCAGACCUCCUGCUGCUACUGUUCAGCCUCAGGAGUGCCUCUUCACAGGGCCUCAGCAGGAAACCCGAACCUUCUACGAGUUCCGCACCUACUGCAUCCGCCCGGACCAGAACGCUGCCUUCCUUAAACUGACCAAUGAGAAGAUCCAUCUCCGCACCGCUUACUCAGAGCUGAUUGGAUACUGGAGUGUCGAGUAUGGUGGCUUGAACCAGGUCUUCCAUAUAUGGAAGUAUGACAGCUACUCACAGCGGGCAAAAGUACGGACAGCCCUGGCACAGGACCCUUCCUGGAUGUCAGAGUACAUCUCGAAGGCCCUGCCCAUGCUUACAUCACAGGACAACGAGGUCACAUACCUGGUGCCAUGGAGUCUCCUGCAGAAACCUCCACAAGAGGGAGGUGUGUAUGAGCUGGUUUCCUUCCAGAUGCGUCCUGGGGGCCCGGCAGUUUGGGGCAGCGCUUUUCAGGCUGCAACCACUUCCCAUGAUGCACCAGGGUACGGCAAGCUGCUGGGGGCGUUCCACAGUGAGUUUGGAUUAUUAAACAGAGUUCACACCCUCUGGUGGUACGAGAGCGCCGACCAGCGAGCUGAGGUUCGACACAAGGCUCACACUGAUGCCAGAGUGGUGGCUGCAGUCAGGAACAGUGUGAACUAUCUGGAAUCUCAGAGGAAUCAGCUCAUGUUCCCAUGUCCGUUCUCUCCGAUAAAGUAGUUUCCUUCCAUCUCUGUGGAAAUGGUCUCAUGAUGCUGACAUGUGCUCUGGACUACUGAGCCAGCCUCCAUCGGUGGUCGAGCUAAUAGCAGCUCAUCAGGAUUAACCAACAUGGAGCUGUUGGUGUUUGAGUUGCAGCAACUCGGUCCAAUCCUGCUGGUGGUGGGCAGGGCUUCAAAACCUUACCAUAUACUAUAAGCCGAAGAGUUUUUGAUGGUUGUCAAAGAACUAAAAUAAAGUGAGACUGUUUAAAUGUU
Nothobranchius furzeri (turquoise killifish) is the source of this 1112-nucleotide messenger RNA. It is a transcript of the gene nipsnap3a, whose product is annotated as nipsnap homolog 3A (C. elegans). Gene Ontology annotation, cellular component: mitochondrion. NCBI's taxonomy places the organism in Eukaryota, Metazoa, Chordata, Actinopteri, Cyprinodontiformes, Nothobranchiidae. The record is from RefSeq and is a predicted model, not a curated record.